AGUCUCUUUCCAAUUUUCAAAGUUGUGAUAUUUUCUCCCAAAAAGACACCCAAGAUCCCUUUCUUCCUUCCGUCUUUACAUAUACGCCUCUUCACGGGCAUACAUCGGAAUCUUCUCCCAAGAAAAUUUCUUACGAUCCAGAUCCCAGUCUGAGUGUGUUCGUCGUUUUUCCGGGAAAAAUUAGGUGUUUCUUUCCCGGAAAACGUGUGUUUGGGGUGAUUUUCCAGGGUCUUCCGUUUCAGUUUCGGCCUCACGAGGGUUUGCUUCGUGUUCCUUUUUAUCCUCUCUGGACAUCUUUUGCGACUUUAUCGGCGAGGAAAGGGACUUAACAGUUGAACAGGUGGUUGGGGUUUCGGUUUCAAUCCACAAGAACAACAUUGUUCACAAUGGAAUCGUCCGGAGCCGUUGCUGUUCGGAGACCAUUCGUUGACUUCGCCAAGGACAGGAAUGGAAUCGAUCAGAUUCUGCUCCGGAAUCCCAAAGGAGCUUCUGUAAAGAUAAGCUUACAUGGUGCGCAAGUUCUUUCUUGGAAGAAUGAGCGUGGUGAUGAACUAUUGUUCACAAGCUCUAAGGCUGUCUUUAAGCCACCACAUCCAGUACGAGGAGGAAUCCCUAUAUGUUUCCCUCAGUUUGGAACUCGGGGAUCACUUGAGCAACAUGGGUUUGCAAGGAACAAGAUUUGGGUUGUGGAAAGAGAUCCGCCUCCUUUGCCCUCGUUUGAUCCAACAGACAAAACCUAUGUCGAUUUGGUACUUAAGCCGUCUGAUGAAGAUUUGAGGAUUUGGCCUCACAGUUUUGAGUUUCACCUGAGGGUUUCAUUGGCAUCGGAUGGGAACCUAAGGCUGAUAUCCCGAGUCAGGAAUAUAAAUUCCAAGCCUUUUAGCUUUUCCAUUGCAUACCACACAUACUUCUCCAUAUCUGAUAUCAGUGAAGUUAGGAUUGAAGGGUUGGAAACUCUUGACUAUCUUGACAACUUACUUGAAAAGGAGCGGUUCCAAUGGGAAAAGUAUUUUCUAAAUAUAUGGCACAACACGUGGCAUGAUGAAUCACACAAACCUCCAAAGACGACAAGAACGUAUUUCAAGGUCGACAGAGUGUAUAUCAGUUCUAAAGAUGUCGUUGCAGUAUUUGACCAUGAGAGAAAGCGGACUUUCCUCAUCAAGAAAGAAGGGCUACCCGAUGUUGUGGUAUGGAAUCCAUGGGAGAAGAAAUCGAAAAUAUUGGGGGAUUUGGGAGAUGAGGAGUACAAGCGUAUGCUGUGUGUUGAUGGUGCAGCCAUUGAGAAACCCAUCACCCUGAAACCGGGCGAAGAAUGGACCGGCAAACUGGAACUCUCUGUUAUUCCUUCAACCUGAUAACCGGAACCGGUUAUCCUACCCCCGGUUUAAUCUCUCCCUCUCCCUCUAAUUCUUUUUUUUUUAGUAAACAGCAGUCUGAUUUUUCAGCCAAAUCGAAAAAUAAAAUUCGAAGGACGAUUUGGAUGGUCACCCACCAUUUUUAGCAAGUGACCAUAUCCUAAAGUUUGAAUCUUUUUGUAAUAAAAAUGUUAAAAGUAGUGACCAUAUAAUAUACAGGCCAAGUAGAUGUUGUGAUAACUCCAAACCAGCAAAACCAACGAGGAAGCAACAAAACUCAUUUUCGGGUAUA
Molecule: messenger RNA, 1647 nt
Organism: Tarenaya hassleriana
Lineage: Eukaryota; Viridiplantae; Streptophyta; Magnoliopsida; Brassicales; Cleomaceae
Product: putative glucose-6-phosphate 1-epimerase
Exons: 9
Coding region: 387-1355 (322 amino acids)
Biological process (GO): carbohydrate metabolic process
Molecular function (GO): isomerase activity; carbohydrate binding
Source: RefSeq, a predicted model, not a curated record